AUGAGUAAAAGAGGUUAUAGCAUCGAUAGCGACACACAACCAGCAAAGGUAACGCGUAAGAAUGAUGAACCUGUACCACAGACGUCCAAGACGGAUUUAACAUCGCACGUCGACCUCACAGAAAGAAGCAUUACAGUCGGGCAGGAUGAAAAAGCUUCAGACAAAAACCAAUCUGCUACGACGAAACAGGUUAUAUCCAUCAUAGAAAAAUCGGUGAACCCUGCAUCAACCAUCCAGGGCGAGUUAUAUUGUACGUAUUUGGCCAUAUCAAUCAUUCUCCACCAAUUCAAAAAGCAGAACAAGUUUGUAGUCGCAACAGAAGUGUCGGAAGCAGGGAAAUUCGAUGACAUUCUGUACCACUACGAAUCGCCAAAUGACACCAGCACCUUCUACAUACAAGCAAAGCAUAAAAAAAAGUUUGGGGUUUGCAUCACGGAAAGGGAUCUAUGCGUCACCAAUGGUGAAUUCUCGAUUCCCAUGUACUUUUCAUCAUUUCUGGCGAUCGAUAAGAAACUAACAGAAGGAGUACCCGAAGAUCGCAAAGAUGAACACAAAACUCGUUAUGCCAUAUGUACGAAUGCUGAACUUCAUAAGAACGUCGAACGUUAUUUUACGGAAAUCGAACCGCAGGAGGAUGAAUCUUUGCAGUUUUGUGAAGAUAUAGGUGCAACAUGUUAUCAGUUCUUUUGCGACAUACCAGCUCUGAUAGCACCAUUAAGGAAAUCGUAUAUAGAUAAACUGAAAACAGAAAUCGGGUUUUAUACGCAAAAGGACGACUUUUUUAGCAAAUUUUUGCUUAUAUGCAAAUCCUGCAAUCAGGAAAAACUACGCUCAAAUGCAGGGAACCUGUUGCCAAAGUGGUGUGAUAAAGUUCAACGUGAGACAGUUAUUGAUAAGCUAGAGGCUUUACUGAUUAACGGCAUACACAAUCAACGACGUUACUACAUGAACCUUGAACGUAUGCAACACUGGAUUUCGGGAAUAGAGCCCAACCAACACGUUGGUGACUUGAGACGUUCUUCAGAAGAGUGCCUUAAGUCAGGGCAGGAGAAAUAUCCCUACGUUGAAAUAGACCCGAAACGCUUGAAAGAAUUAAAGUUGUAUGCAUUUGUUAAGAACGCGUCUGACUGUGGGGUUUAUGAGUUUAACAGCAGGUUUGAUUGGAUCGUAAGCUGUCGCAUUUUAGAUCAAGCGCUAUCACUGUUGCAAUGUGAAACAUUAUUUGUUGAUAGUACAAAGUAUACAACGCAGGAAGCUAUGAUGAAUAUCCUCGAUGAUUUGCUGUUGUAUCUCAGAGAUGUAAAUCAUUCUGCUAUCAAAGUAAUCACAAUACUAGCGAAUCACAGCCAUGGAUUCGUUGGUGGGAUCAAGAAAAUAACCGAAAAAUAUUGCCAUAAGAUCAUUGUUGUAGUGAAGAUGUCCGAAGGUUCCCAAAAGGGCGAGAAUUUUGAAAGAAUUUUAGUGCAGGAUCUAUCAGAAAAUGCUUCGAACCAGUUGCACAAGCAAGCUGAACGAAUGAUGUUCGGAACUAUCGCGCCCCUAAGUAGCAUUGUGGAAGCUACCGAUGAUUUGAGUUUUUUAAUAUAUGUAUUGGAGCUCUGUGGCCAAUCAAGGAAAGUAAGGGAUAUUAACUUAAAUGAACAUAAUUAUGAACAGAUUAAACAUUGGUACGUUCAGCGUCAUUUUGAGCCAUACGACUACGAGGGAAAGCCGGAAAGUUCUGAAAAUCUCUUGAUUAAAGGUCCAAGCCUAUUACAUGUGGAAAGAGUCCUAGCUUCGAAUGAUAAAGAACCCGUUGCACCUAGUUUUCGAGAAAGUAACGGCGGCAAGGUAUGUAUCUUCCUCAACGAUGCCGGAUUCGGUAAAACAACCUACUUCACCUGGUUAGCCUGGCAUUUGUCAACCUCCGAUCCAUCGCUUUAUUUUGUAAAAAUUACCGCACUGGAAUAUUCAACCGAUUUCGACCGAUUGAAACAGAGCGACGUGCAAAACUCUGACGAUAUAAAAAUCGUGAGGAUUCUAUAUCGCUACAUCCAUUUAGCGUUGUUCGUACAGCGUGUAAAUAGCCGUAACAUCGAAGAGAUUGAUAAAGACCGAAACAAAGCCGAUGAUUGUGCAAAACUGUUGACGUUCGCCAGUGACAAAGGUAAACUCGUGCUAAAGAAAGCAAAUAAGCUGUCAACGAAAGAUUUAAUCGAGUUGCGUAUGUUUCAGCAAAAGUUUAACCAUAAGAAGCUCGUGAUAAUUCUGGACGGGUUUGACGAGAUCACGCCAUGGAGUGCCUCAAUUUCUGCAUCGAACGUUUGCAGACUCCAUCUGGUUGAACGAAUUAUAAAUAGAAAGAUAGAGAUUUUCAUCAAAGAUAAGGCGAUUGUGGCAGAUAAGAACACUGAAGAACAAUGGAAAAAAGAAAUAAAGGAACAGCACAUGCUUUUGGCCUCGUACGUUAUAUUCGAUAAAAACGACAGAGAAAUUCUGUUAUCCAGUAAGGAACAGAAGCGUGCUAUCGAGAUAAUUGAGGAAGUGAACCAAGGCGACGUAACAACGGGAAUCGUCAUUGGAGUACAAAAUGAAGUACCUCAAUUUAUCCACAGAAUGUAUGCAGAAUAUUUCACCGCCUGUUGGUUAUACGAAAACUGGGAACGGUUUAAGAGUGAGAGCAUUUUUCGUUCUCAAACGAUCUGGUCGUAUCGUUUCAAAGAAAUCCGCGAAUUUUUCGACCGACUGAUACUUAGAGAAAGCGAAGGUUGUGAUUUACACUUGGCUCUGGUGAACAAAUCCCACGAAGAGAUUAAAAAAGUGUUGCGUGAUAAGCCUUCUCUUAUUGAUGUCAAAGAUAAGGUUGGCCGCUUGCCUUUGCAUUUGUUACACUAUCUUUUAGACGUAGACGAAGACAAAGGCACAUCAUUCUAUCGCUCUAUAUUGAACAAAUUAGACGAAGUAAAUCAAAUAUUGCAAAACCCACGAAAUAGAGAUGGUGAAUUUAUUAAUCAAAAAGACGAGCUUUGCAAAUGGAAUGCUUUGGAUUAUGCCUUUGUUCUCAACGAGUGGGAUUUAACAGGAUAUCUCUUUACAAAAGGUGUCGAACCUGAUAUGGACAAUUUAAUUGAACAGGUGUGUUCAAAUCAUUUGGAUACAUUAUUGGUGCAGGAAAAAAAGUAUACAAACAAAUGUUUCGGUCGAAAGGACUUGCCAGAUGUACUGAGCGAACGUAUGGCAAAGUAUCUCAUCGAACACAAACAAAUAGAUGUUUAUUCUCCAAUUGCAGAAUUAAAUUCUUUAUCGGUGUUGGACAAAGUUGUAACAAUAGGCUCUCUUUCUAUGCUUCGUCAACUAAUUACAACAUCAGAUCCACAAGGAUUCGGUAUGGACGAUCGUGCCAACCGUUUGUUACAGUUAUCGUUGGACAACCGAUUUGACAAAAUUACAAUGUAUCUUGUGGAACAACAUCCUUCACUCGUGUCCUUCAUUAAUGACGGUCAUGUUUUAUACUUUUGUGCUAAAAGCGCAAUUCAAAACAAUCUCAUAGAAUUGUUCAUAACAAUCUUUACAAAGUUCUGCUUCACACAGAAAAUUGAUUGUGUUGAAGAAGACAAAAUUAUCGAUGAAUUUGUCGAUCUAGGUGAGAAUGAAACGUUUGAAGUAGAGAUCCCUUUUGAAAAAUAUUGCUGUAUCCAAUAUACUUCCCAAGAACUAGAAUCCAAUGAAGAAGGAUUGUUGUGUGCAGCAAUACACUACGGUAACAUACAAAUAGUUAGUUACAUACUUCAGAAAACGAAUAAAGCCAUUACGUUCAAAUUAGUUAAACAGAUUAUGCAACAAUUACGAGGAGUGGACCACAAUUACAGAAAUCAUAAAACAUGUGCAGCCACAUUCAAAUAUUUGUUCAAGAAGAUCCCCGAUUUGUACGCUGUUGAUGAGGAAGAGCUUAACUUGUUUCUCAUGACCAUUAAGUAUGGCUGCGUGUACAUGCUGCACAGCUUGAUUGCCAUUGGGUUUGAUACAACAAAGAUAAAUAUGAUAAACCUUUUGAAAGUUUUUCAACAACGCUUAAACAGCUGGGCAGAAAAAUCUUCGGCCAAUAUAUUUGUAUAUCUCGAACAACGAUCGAUAGUGGAUUUUUACGAUAAACUUGGCCCAAUGAGUGAGCGUAUUUUUGAUAUUGCAAUUAGCAAAGAACGUUUCAUUGUAGCAAAAGCGCUAGUAGAAAACAAAUUCCGCAAUCUUUCUAAUUCUGAAAAGCAAAAUCUCGAAGAGCUUCAUCAGUAA
Messenger RNA from Anopheles marshallii, 4269 nucleotides. RefSeq lists its product as uncharacterized. The transcript is spliced from 4 exons. The record is from RefSeq and is a predicted model, not a curated record. The coding region runs from base 1 to 4269 and encodes 1422 amino acids. NCBI's taxonomy places the organism in Eukaryota, Metazoa, Arthropoda, Insecta, Diptera, Culicidae.